Messenger RNA from Pogonomyrmex barbatus (red harvester ant), 3994 nucleotides. RefSeq lists its product as uncharacterized. The record is from RefSeq and is a predicted model, not a curated record. Lineage: Eukaryota; Metazoa; Arthropoda; Insecta; Hymenoptera; Formicidae.
AUCUGCACGCGCUCUCUCUCUUUCUCUCUCUCUCUUUCUCCCUCGAGCUAUUUUCGCGUGUCUUCGGGAGCGAGUUCCCGGGAACGGUGAAAUAUGUGUCUAUGUCUACGUAUACGCGCGAUUCGAUAACGCUCGGCCACAAAAUAUGUCGGCGGGCACGACGGACCCGAGCGAGGCUGUCACGAGCGCAGAAUACACUCAUGAUGGUUACUUCGUCUGCGAGACCGACCGCAUCGACUUGUCGGAUCUGCAGCUGGACGACAACGAUGACUGGUUAUAUGUGCCUCCACAAUGCUCAGCUGAAUCUACAGUCCAGGAUCUAUAUGCCUGGCUGAAAACAGAGCCAGAAUUAGAUGUUCGAAAUAACAAAAAAUGCAUCGACACCAGAACAUUCACAAGACCUAAGAAACGAUCAGCUCGAAUGAGUUUUGAAUCAAUUUUCGAAGGAUUACCACCUGCUUUAAUAAAUAUACAGAAGCUACAAGAUGUGGAUAUUACGCACAUGGAAAAUAAAAAAUAUUUAUCUGCAAUAAUUGGAGAAAAAGAAUCUGUGCCACCAAUCUUAAAGCCAUGCAUCAAAACGACAAUGAAUAUUAUAUCUGACGAAAAUUCAGUAACAUCAGGACAAGAGAGCAUGGAAGCCUUUCUGAAUAUGUCACAAUCGAAAGGAAUAGAUUCAUUUAUAAAUUUAGAUGAGCCUGAGUUUAAUGAUUUAUUAAUGAAUGUAUCACAACCUUCUGUUUUAUUCAAAUCUUUUGUCACUUCAUCGAAUGAAUCUAUGUUCAUUAAUAAUGAUAUUGCAGCAACAAAUAAAAACAUUGCUCAAAACAAUGGCGAUGUAGAAGAAGAAUCAAGCGGUAGCAUUAAUAGUAUCAAUGAAACAAUAGUGCAAAGUAUCGAAAAUACGAUUACACAGGACAAAACAUAUUGCACAAAUGCUCUAAGCAACACCUUCUGCAAGGAGUUCGUUCAACUUGAUUUGAACGAGACAUAUAAUACUGGAGUUCCUAGUAGAACAUCAGCGUCAAGAUCGAGUCUUGAUAAGGGAGAGAUGGCUACUUUGUCUUCCACUUUCAUAACCGAGCCUAAUGCUAAUGCUACCUUCACGCAAUCACAAAAUGAGGAAAAUAUUGGCGUUAAAUUAUUGGAUACUACCUAUCUAUCCUCAGCGAAAAGCGCUGAAAAACCGAAUUCGCCUAUGUCGAUUGAUAGCGAUAUGUACAAGCCCACUAUGCACGUAAAUAAAGCGAAUUUGAAUAUAACAUGCAAUAUUCCGUCGGAUGAAACCGAAUCCGCGAUACUUUUUACACGCGAGACACAUGAAAAAGAAGACAUAUUGGAUAUGUCUUUCAAGGUGCCUACCUAUAAUCAAUCUACGCCAAUGAAUCCGAACAUGACGAAUGUAGCAUCAAAAUUUGCUGCGAAGCACCUGGACCAGUCACGGCCAUCUAUGUAUCCCACAUUAAAAGCUGCUACAUCAUUAAGGCGAGAAUUAUUAGCGGAGAUUCAACGAAGCGACGAGCGUAAGUUGGAUGCUACGUACAAUCAUAUCUCUAGCAAUCAUGCCAGCUUGAGGGACACCAAGAAUAUUCAGGUAGUCUGUAACGAGAAUGAGACUGAUGUUCUUCCGAAGAACAUUUAUCAUACCUAUAAAAAAACGAUGACGAUCAAUCAGUAUACAAGCCAGAACGAAACGGCUAUGAAUGCUCAAAAGGAAUUGCCAAUGGACCAACGUAAAUUUUAUACUUUCACAAAGAAAAGUAUUGAAAGAACUAACAAUAUCGCUGAUGAGAAUAUCAAGACACGUCCGAAUAUGGAUAGCACAUUUUGCAAACCUCUUCUUCCGAGAGCGCAACAAAAGAGGAACGUACCGAGGACAUUAUCGAAAUUACCGCAGUUUCUACAAAAAUCCAAUCCCAAUCUCGUAUCGAGUUCGCUGAAAGCCGCCGGCGGUGCACCUGCCGGUCGCACAAGUAUAUCCAGCAUAGGAUACAUUAAAGGUUCGCAACCCAAUAUCGUGCAGAACAUCACGGAGAAAUCGCAGCUGCCGAGCAAGCUGCAUCCAUAUGGAAAGAUGAAGAGCGGAUCUGAGCAACGGUUGCUCGAGGUUAAAAUAAAUACGAAUAGUCAAUUUCCGAUGAAAGGCACGACUGCCGGCUCGACGGAAAGUAUAGAAAGCACUCAGAGUAUACACAGCGCUCCUGAUUUGGAUGAUAGGCUUAGUACAUGUUCUGACAGCAGUAGCCAUAACUCGUGCACCAGACAAACGAUGAAUAUUGAACAAUUGCAUAAAUUAGUGCAAAUGCAGGAAGAGAGUUUAAAGCAGGACUCGGCGCCCAAACCGAACAGACAGAUUCUACAAAACACUUGGAUUGAUGAGAAAGCGGAUUUGCCUUCACCCAUUUUGAAAAAUGGAGUAGAAUAUAGCGAGACUGACAGACAUUUAAAUAUUGACUUAGGCAUAAAAUGUAGUUCCCCAAUAAUCGGUCCUACUGGGUCUAGUCAUGCAUUGAACAACGAUGGAAAUGCCGAGAGCAAUGGAGCAAAAACCAAUGAAACUGUAGUAAUUGAGAAGACAGAGGAUUUGAAUCAAGCAAUGCCUAAGAUUGAAAAUAAAACUCGGUUGAGACAGCCAACAAAUUGGAAUACUGGAAGCAAGCCAGCUGCUGUGAUAAGCGGAAUUCCUAGACCCGCAUCGCGUAUACCGGCUCUGAGAUUUGUCCGGCCAAAUGCGAAAAUCACUCAAGCCGAUUUGAGAAAGGGAUGCACAUGAAACGGUUAUGAACGGUAAAAAUAUAAAGAAAUCAGAAACAGACUUUUGCAAAUAUUUAAUCAAUGCAGAUAUUUAAUCAUAUUAGCAUGGCAAUUAGAAUAACAGGGAUAUUUUUAAUUCUGUUAAGUAGUAAAGUUUCUCGAAGCUGAUAAAAAUUCAGUAUUAUUGAGCUUCCAAGUUGGAAAUGAUAAAAAUUAUUAUUAAUAAUAUUUGCGUGUUGUUUGUAUUCAGUUUAUAAAAUUAGUAAUAUAAAGUCUCAUAUUAUUACUCCUAUUUAAUAUAUAUAUAUAUGUAUGCAUUUUUUUUAUGAUUCGAAGCAUAAUUAUCUUUCUUAUAAACAUUGAAGAUAUUUCUAUUAUUACACAAACUUGUAAAAUAUUUCAAGAAUUUGUCUAUUGAUUGCUAAGUAACAUACAAAAAACGCGAUUCAUGAGUAAAAUUAUUUAAGUCACAAAUUUUAUCGUUGCCAAAAUCAAGAUUUCAAGAUCUAGAUCAUAUUGUUAUUGUUUGUAAUUUCUAUAUGAUGUAGAAAUUGAAAUUUUUCUUCGGUACUUUGUAACCUGAAGAAAAAGACUACUUUUCACGUGAUAGUUAAUACAAACAAUAACGAUAAAUCUAAAAUCUUUGUAUAUAAGAUUAAUAUAUAUAUAUAGCGAUAUAUCGAAAAAUCAUUAAAUAUCUAAUAAUCUUCUGUUAAAUAAUAAAUAACAGAUCGGCCGAAAAUUAACAAAAAAAAUAGCGCAAUAAAAAAAGACUGUGAGUGUAAGUAACAUUUUUGCAGACAAAAUUCAGUUUUUAACCUUCAUCUCCGUCCUGCUCGACAACAUUCUCGUUUUUUCUUUUACAAAAUUGCUUAUCACAUUCGGUUAAAUCAUCUAAAACAUAUCGUCACAUUUACAAGACAAAGAAAUUGUAAAAAGAUUGAUAAUGUAGUGAUAAUAUAUAUAAGAAGAUUGUUCGAUCUGUUCAUAUCACAGAUACUUUCAGUACCUGUUGAAACCAACUAUUGUAAUGCUGGUACAUUGAAAACGUGUAAAUUCAACGUGUUUUUGAAAACAAAUAAUAGAAACCAUAAAGAUGUUCUGUGAUUUCACAUAUUGUAUCGCAUGUAGAUACAUAUACAUUUUGUAUAGAAAAUUUUUUAUAUAUUGAUAAUUAUUAAAAAUGAAAAUAUGGAGUUACACUUCGACUUUUUGUAGAUCUCAAAUUCUGCACAAUGAA